Arachis duranensis is the source of this 807-nucleotide messenger RNA. RefSeq lists its product as uncharacterized. The transcript has 2 exons. NCBI's taxonomy places the organism in Eukaryota, Viridiplantae, Streptophyta, Magnoliopsida, Fabales, Fabaceae. Bases 1 to 807 code for a protein of 268 amino acids. The record is from RefSeq and is a predicted model, not a curated record.
AUGACCAAUGAAUUUGAUAUGAGCAUGAUGGGAGAACUCAAUUUCUUCCUAGGCUUGCAAAUCAAGCAAACUGCAGAAGGCAUAUUCAUCCAUCAAGAAAAAUAUGCAAAGGAACUUGUCAAGAAGUUUGGGCUGGACUGUGCUAAGCCUAUGGGAACCCCCAUGCAUCCUAACAUCAAGCUCGAUAAAGAUGAACAUGGUAGAGAUGUUGAUGAGACACGCUAUAGAGGGAUGAUUGGAUCCUUGAUGUAUCUAACCUCCUCAAGGCCUGAUAUUAUCCAAAGUGUUGGAGUUUGCUCACGGUUUCAAUCAAAGCCUAAGGAAUCUUAUCUCUCAGCUGUCAAAAGAAUCAUUCGAUAUGUGCUUGGUACCACUAACUAUGGUUUAUGGUUUCCUAAGACUGAUUCUUUUCAAUUAGUGGGUUUCUGUGAUGCAGAUUUUGUUGGGGAUAGGAUUGAUAGAAGAAGCACAAAUGGCAUGUGCUGCUUUCUUGGGAAAUCCCUCAUUGUUUGGUCUAGCAAGAAGCAAGCUACUGUGGCACUUUCAACAGCCGAAGCUGAGUAUAUUGCAGCCUCUUCUUGUUGCUCUCAAUUAUUAUGGCUGAAAACUCAACUAGCUGAUUAUAAACUGAAUGUCUCUAAUGUUCCAUUAUUUUGUGACAACAUGAGUGCUAUUAACAUUUCCAAAAAUCCUUUUGUUAAUUCUGAAGGUCAGCUAGCAGAUAUUUUCACCAAACUAUUGAUAGAAGAGGGGUUCUGUAAGCUGCAAACUGAAUUGGGCAUUCUUGCUUCAUCUCUGUUUUCUUAA